Messenger RNA from Hydatigera taeniaeformis, 1659 nucleotides. Lineage: Eukaryota; Metazoa; Platyhelminthes; Cestoda; Cyclophyllidea; Taeniidae. The record is from the annotation of a GenBank genome assembly.
AUGAAGAACGUUGUUGAAUUCUUAAAGGAAAGCGAGGUUCAAGGCUUCCAAUCUCACACUAUUGCAAACUUCUCCGACAAAAUUCCGUUUCAUGAUGCAAACCUUCUCAAGCCUGACUUACCCGCUUCAAGUCGGUCUGUACUUCUGCUGAAAGUAAAUUGCAACAACACUGUAAUUGCUGCUGCACACAUGGAAGGCACUGUUAUUUUGUAUAACAGUUCUAAUGCAGAGUGUAUCGGGCAAUGCGAAGGCCAUGAGAAGCCUCCUUGGACAAUUAAUUUCCACCCCUCGAUUCCUCAUCUUUUGGUCAGCGGUUGUCUUGGAGGCCGGGUGUGCUUAUGGUCAAUUGCAGAUAUUUUUUCAACAUUUUCUGGAUGUCAACGUAUCGUCAAGCCUAUUUUCAUCCAUAAUCAACUCGGCGCCAUUGCAUCCCUAACAUUCCACCCGUAUCUUUCAAUUCUUGCCGUCGCCUGGACCCAAGAAAUCGCUUUUAUUGACUACAAUAGCGGCAAUGUUCUCUCUGUCUGGCGAUUUGCAUGCGACAGUUCCAGUGUCCGAUGGUUGAAUUUUAAUCUAGAUGGAUUAAUCCUCUAUACUGGGUCUACAAACCCGCAUCCUCCUGAAAGCAAUUCCUUAUCGUUGCUUUCUGUACAGGACUCCAUGACAUCUUCCCCUCUAGACAUAAGUCCUUCAAGAAUACUUCGUGGUGAGUUGGUGCAUUUUCUUCUUGGACAAUCAGCCGAGUGGUAUGAGGAUCUUGGAAUAUGUCAGCUCUGUUCUCUGCGACUCUGCAUCUGGGCCGCUGGUUUAGCUGUUGAUUGCAAUUUUCCUCAUCACGAGCCCCCUUCCUCCGAGGCUGUUGAUCAUCUUUUGAAAGAAGUCUCCCUGAAUGUCCCCAAUGGGUCUUCAAAGGCCGAGGAGGUAAUAGCUUUGCACCACAAGGACCCAUCUCCCAGUGUUGUAGUGGUGAUUGAAGAUUUCCCUUCCAACGAGUGGCUCCGCUUCGAAGAUCUCUGGAGCUUUCGCUGUUCUACGCCGCAGCCAUUGAUGAUGUGUUGCCCUGGACAUAUUUACGACCUCUUUUUGACACACCGAGACCUUAUGCGCUACUCCCUCUGUCGUUUAUGCCUUCAAAAGUUUUGGCUGUGGGCCAACGAUAGGAAUCGUGUGGAGUGGUUCACCUGGAUCCAUUCUGAUCCAAGCCCUAAUAAAAGCUCGAGUUCUUCGCCCCAGAAAACACAAUCGAAAACCGCCCUCUCUGCGAGAGUGUGCUAUCAAUGCUAUCAAGAGUCGAGUUUGGACUCAAAACAUGCGGAUACGGACUCCGUCGAGGAAGAAUCGUCUCUAUUGUCCCUAUCAAAUCUACUUGAUAGCCGGUUGCUCACCUCCAUCAUCCAAGCCUCUGUCUCAAAUGCACAACUCAAUCUCGAUCCGACUGUCAUUUCUGAGACAGGCGGCUGCAAACGCAAACACCCAGACCACCAUAACUACGGAAACAACAACAGCAUGUUCUCUGGAGCGGAAGACUAUGCAGACCCUGAUCACUCGUCAAAGACAUCGUCAUCGAAUUUCACGAAUUCUUCGGAAAGCGACCAACUAUGGGAAAACAACACUCGUCGUUGUCGGUUGUUCAUUGCUCUGAUUCUUCUAGUCAUCUGA